Messenger RNA from Alexandromys fortis (reed vole), 15111 nucleotides. RefSeq names its product olfactory receptor 2Z1-like. The record is from RefSeq and is a predicted model, not a curated record. Gene Ontology annotation, molecular function: olfactory receptor activity; G protein-coupled receptor activity. Gene Ontology annotation, cellular component: plasma membrane. The coding region runs from base 9270 to 10229 and encodes 319 amino acids. Gene Ontology annotation, biological process: G protein-coupled receptor signaling pathway; detection of chemical stimulus involved in sensory perception of smell. The transcript has a single exon. NCBI's taxonomy places the organism in Eukaryota, Metazoa, Chordata, Mammalia, Rodentia, Cricetidae.
UAUUUAAUUGAGAGAUAAGGUUGUAUAUAUUAAGACAUUCAUCUUUCUGAUUUACAUAUGGUCAUAGUCAUUAAAGCAGUUUAAUUAACACAUUGUUCUCCUUCUAGGUUGUGCACCAGAGCCCAGAGUGGCUGAGAAAGAAUCAGCUAGCCAGCAUCUGCAGAUUCAGGCCCCUGGUGACCUCUGUUCCAUUUACUGCUCUGUUCUCAUCGUUGGUUACUUGGUUGGUUGGACAGUAGGAAGAUCAGCCAGUUGUUUAGAUUGGGGAUGUUUUGUGGGUUUGGUUUUUGUUUUUAGGAUUUGUUGACUUUAUUUCAUUUCAUCAUUUCAUGUGUAUGAGUGUUUUGCCUACAUUUAUAUCUGUGUGCCUGGUGCCCUCAGAGGCCAGAAGAGAGCACUGGAUCUCCUGGGACUGAGGUUACAGAUGGUUGUGAGUGUCCUGUGGGUGCUGGGAAUAAACCAGGUCCUCUGCAAGAGCAGCCAGCGCUCUAACCACUGUGCCACAUUUCCAUCUCCAUGGAGGCUUUACUGAUGUGAUUGGCUGGUUAGUAGUUGGUUAAUCGGUUGGUUGAUUGGUCAGUAGGUUGGUUGAUCAGUUGAUUGGUUGGUAGGUUGAAUUGAGGUUUUGUUGUUCUUAUGAUUGGUUGAUUGCUUGGUUUGGUUUGUCCUCCUGUUGUUAAUAGUUGGUUGGUUGCUGUCAGCUGUUGUUCUCUGAGACAGAGUCUCACACUGUAGCCCAGGUGAGCCUCAAACUCAUGACUCCUGCCUCAGCUUCCUGAGUACUGAGGUUAUAUGCAUGAUCUACUACAUUCAACCCAAUUUUCUGUUUAUUCAGCUGCUCCAGAUUCCACAUAUAAGUGAUAGUGGCUGUAAUGGUUUAAAUAAAAUCCCACAGUGAGGGCCACGAGAGGCAGUGAAUCUCAGGUAGGGAGCCACAUGGUGGGUGAGAGAUUGAGAGCAGCAAGUCCCAGGCAGGGAGACAUGUGGUGAGUGAUAGACAGAGGCACACCGUGCAGAGUGAGGCUGGAUCUUUAUUUAGUGGAUUAUGGAAGGGAAAGGGGAGAAUGGGAUAAUGGGGAAGAACAGAGAGAGGCAGAGAGAGAGAGACAGAGAGAGAGACAGAGAGAGAAACAGAGAGAGACAGAGAGAGAAGCAGAGAGAGAGUGGGCGAGGACAUGAGCAAUAGCAGCAGCUACCUCUUUGGGAGCGAGAUGGAAAGAAAGGGCUCAGACUGGAUGCAGAAGGAAGAUGUGCCUGCCUCAGCAGGUGGGGAGAGGGAGUGGGCGUGGCUCGUCUCUUAAAGGGACAGGAUAGAUCAUUACAUUUCCAUCUCUUUUUUUAAUAAUAAAAAAGCAGGAGGUUAGGCACAACAGGUUAAAGGAAUUGGGGCGAUGGAUUUUCAAGACUACUUCCUGCUUAUUUGUGGGCAUAGUCUUGGGGGGGGACGUGAGAAAGCUGGGAGCUGGUCACAUCCUGGCAUAGCUGGUCUCUUUGCCCCUGUCUAGUGUUUGUGGUAUGGAAAUUUCUGGUGUUUCUUACAUCUGUUUAAGGUAUUGGCAGAAGAAAGGACAAAGUUAAGUUUAGGGGGGAAAAUUAGGAACAGGGAAUUCAGAGGGGUGUAUCUGACCUGUUUAAGGUGGAUCCUUCAAUUCGGCUCCCUGGAACUCACAAGAAUUCUUUGGGACUGUGAAAACAGACAGUAGCAUACCUAAAUCGGAAUGACUGUGACAGACGUUUUUGCAUAAUGAAAAGUAUCUUCAAAACUACGGAAGGCAGCGUGAGAGAGAUUUGAUAACUUGUACAUGAAAUCUGUUUGGUGAGGCUGCCCUUUUAAACAACAAAACCUCUCAGCUGUCAAACUGCAUCAGAGAUCUUUGAGAAGGAUAAAUUUUUACUUGAGUUACUGAUUUAAAACAACAGAGAACUUACUUGGUUGGCACCCAGAGCUACUCCUCGGAGUCCUCCAUGGUUGCUGAGGGUCAUAUUUGCCUUUUGCUGUUUUGCACAUGGCCUGCCAGGCUCUAGAAAAUCCUGUGAGCUAAUCUAUAGGAAAAAAAGCCUAUCUUGACCUGAGCAGCUAAGCUGUCAAUUCCAACGAUUCUUUCCACUGUCUGGAAAUCUUCAGUUUAGAAGAAAAACAGUUUAUCCCAGUGGUCAGCACUUGGCAGUUGAAGUGAAUUGUUGAUGGACGUUGUUCUGUUCCCAUCUGCCUUCUGUCUUCUUUGGAGGAAGUAGAGUGCUGCUGCUAGGAGCCAACCUGUCUCUUUUUGUUAUGGAAAGUUUUUUAAUAUUUAAAUAUUUAAAUGGCAUAUUCCCCAGAUCGCUGAGCAGUUAAGGACUGUUUACUGGGUAUAGAUAAGUUAUAGAAUCUGUCUGGAGAGCUGGGUCUGAGCUUGACUAUACUGGCUCUCAACUUAACAGGUGAUAUUUACACUUGUAAAAAGACAGAAAGAAGUAAAAACUGCUUGCCAUAGAAAGUAAAUGCCAGAACUGACAAUAGUAGAGAACAGCUUAAUAUAUUUUAAAUCAGGGUUGAAUUACAUAUAUAGUAUUUUUUUGUAAGAGACUUGAAAGUACAUUCCAAUUUAAAACUUACUGCUUUGUAGUCUGGAAUGAGAUACAAUGAACAGACAAUUAUAACAUUUAACAGAAAAUACAUAUGUACAUAGGUACAUUUAAGUUACAUGUGUGUACACACAUACAGAGUGACAGGAAUUGGGUGAAGUGGAUGCUCUUGGUGGGCCCUACCAAAGGCAUGCGGCUGCACAAAACACACAGGUAACAGAGUCAACACCAGGGAACCAGACAUGGAAUACCUCAAUAAAGAUGGCUGAACUUGGUCACCUGAUCAGGCUCUCAAUUAAGAUGGUGGUGAAGUGACCUGACCUCAGUUAAGAUGGUGCUAAGGUCACCUGACUUCAGUCAAAGUGGCAGUGGUCACAUGUUGUAUGGAAGAGAGACCCAGAGGUGUGAUCCACCCUGUUGCUGAGCCACCAUGCCACAAGCAGCAGCAGAGAGCAAAGGCUGGAAUUGAAAACAGCUGCCUUGUGAAUCCGACCAAUCUUGGCAGUAGCAGUGGCAGGAACAGUUUGGGAAAAGUGGAGCUGGUGGGACACUGGUGGAGCAUAGUUUGAGGGUUUAUACCAUAGCUGAAAAUGUAAAAACUCAUGAAAAAUACCACAUGUCCCAUAGAAGAGUAUCCUCUCUCUAUAGACAGGGUGUGAAAUGGCGGCGAACACCGCAGGGUCUGUAGGAGAGCGUCUUCUCUCUACAGGUGCAAUGUUAAAGCCUGACUGGCUCCGGUCUGGGCAACUUGGAAGCCAAAGAAGCUAGGGGCCGCUCUGAGCAGUCUCUCACAGCGGGGAUGACUUACAAGUGGUCAAAAAGAAAAGAACAGAAAAGAAAGGAGACAAAAAAGUCUGAAGGACCCUGGCUCCCCCAAAUCAAAUUCACUCUGUAGGCAUACCAUACAGAGUGAGGUUGGAUAUUUAUUUAGUGUGUUAUUGAAAGGAAAGGGGAGAAGAGGAGAAGGAGGAAGAGCAGAGAGCGACAGAGAAAGAGAGACAGACAAACAGACAGACAGAGAACCAGAGUUGGGGGGGGGAGAGGAGCCAUGGCAGCAGCUACUUCUUUGGGAGAGAGAUAGAAAGGAAGAGCUCAAACUGGAAGCAGAAGGAAGAUCCAUCUGCCUCAGCGGUGACCAGUGGAGGGAGUAGACAGUGUUUGUCUCUUAAAGGAACAGGACAGAUCAUUACAGUGGCAUUAAUUGCCUUUUUGUGCCUAUGUUAUAGCACUUAACAACACAUUCUCAAGGUCAAUCCACACCGUUCCAAAUGGCGGGGUGUCCUUUCUGUGACUGAAUAAUAUUUCAUUAUAAAUGUACAUCCUAUGCAUGCAAUUUCCUUUUGUUCCUCAUGUGUCUGUGGACACUUAGUUCUUUCUGUCAGUUCCUUUGCCUGUGAUACAAUGAUCUUGGGAGUUCAUAUAUGUCUUCCACACACUGAUUUUGUUUUCUUUGGAUAUUCCACCACUACCAGAGCUCCGAGAUUCCAAGGUGACUCUACGUAUUGUUAUGUGAGGAAGUUCCAGAUAUAACUGCACAUAUGGCAGACAGGCCCUGCUACCCUUGAUUUUAUUGGAUAAAUCCUGAGGGCACAGCUAGGUCACACAGGAGUUCUAGCUCUAGUUCAAGACCCCCAGACUGGUUGCUAUGGUGGCUGUGCUGGUUUGGACCCCAUAGUGGGUCUUCUCCUUGUCACUAGCAUCUGUUGUUUUCUUGGUUAGAGCCACUCUCUCUAGGGUGAGUCUCCAUGUUACUUUUUUGAUUUCAGUUUGGAGUCAAAGUCUCACAUGGCUGAGACUGGUUUUGAACUCAGCCUCCAUCUGCUGAGUGCUGAGAUGACAAGCAUUGUGUGAAAUUAUUACUGGGGACAUGAACAAAUAGUUUCCUGUUACUCCAGAUAGGAAACUCACAACAGGACAAAUUGCAGCCAACUUGUCCACCGAAGUCCAACUUGUUGGACCACAAGUUUUAUUGAGGUUCCCUACAUGAGCAGAAAUGAUUCACAGACAGCUGCAUCACCAAAGCCCACCCCAGCAUGUGUGACAGCUCACAAAGCCAGGGGCCUGGAGUGUACUGCACAGCCUGCAGGCAGCCUGACAGGUUGGAGAGAGUCCUUCUAGGUGCCUCAGAUGGGCUGAACCUCUUCCAUGAGCUCAGCUGGUCUCUGUUUCUCAACAGGUCUAAUACCUUAUGCCCACUUGAGGAAGGAGGGGUCUAGUCAACCUUGUUGCUUUGGAGGACUUCCUGAAGUUUGAGUUUGUUUACUUCCUGUGCUUGACUAAGGGUUCCCCUAGGGGCCAGGAAGUUCUCAUCUCAGAGAAACCUUCCACAGGGUGCCCAUCUUGCUGUGCCUCCACACCCACUUCUCAAUGGACUUUUCGAUAUGUAUUUUUCUGAGAGGCUCAAUACUAUUCUCAGGGAUGUACAGAUCUCUUGUCUUCUUCUGAGAACUAACUGUUCAACCCUCGCCCGUGUGCACUGGCUGCUUUGUUUCCUUGUUUGAUUUGCCAGGCAAAUGCUGGCAAAGACUUCCCAUGCCAUGGGCCACUUAUUCCCACUGCAGGUCUGUUUCAUUCCCUCUGCUGUAUAAGUACUUUCCAAAUUGACGAAUCUCAUUUGUUGUAUUUAUGGAAGAAGACAGUGGAUAUUUAUUUAUUUAUUUAUUUAUUUAUUUAUUUAUUUAUUGUUUUCUUGUUCUUAUCUCCCCAAAGGGGCUCUGGGCCUUCCAGAUCAUCUCUGUCUUUUUCACCCCCAGGUUUCUUUUAUGUUUUAGAUUUAUUUUUCAUGUGUAUGUGGGUGUAUCUGUUUGUGGGUAUGUGUACACAUGUGCAGUGCUCCAAGAGGCCAGAAGAAGGCACUGGGUCCCCUGUAACUGGAGUUGCAGGCAGUUUGAAGUCACCAUGUGGGUGCUGGGAACCUAACUCCAGUCUCUGACAAGAACAGCAAGCACUCUAGACCAGAGAAUUAUAUCUCCUGCCCUGACCCCAGGUUUCCAGGCCUCCUUCAGUGGCUAAGACAUUGUAAGAGUAAAUAACUGUUACCAAGAGACUGAAUGAUUUGAAGUCUUAGUAUAUAUAACAAUAGCACAGAGGGGAAGAAAUCUGAAACAUUUCUAAUUUUUUAUAUACCUUAAAUCACAUUCUUAUGCCUUUACAUUAUACAUUUAGAUACCUUAAAUUACUUUCUUUUUUUAAAGAUGUAUUUAUUUAUUAAGUAUAGUGUUCUGCCUGCAUGUAUGCUUGCAGGCCAGAGGAGAGCACCAGAUCUGUGACCUGGGAUGUGUUUGCUGGGAAUUGAACCCAGGAUGUCUGGAAGAGCAGCCAAUGCUCUUAACAUCUGAGCCACCUCUCCAGCCCUUAAAUUACUUAGACCCUUACAAUUUACAUAAAUUUUAAGCCUUUUCUUUCCAUUCAGUCAUUUACCAUGAGAGACAAGUGGUUGAUUGUUGACAGAGGUUUCUGUCCUACCCAGUCCUGCAGCCAUUCAGUCCCAAAGAAACACACAGAGGCCUACAUUAAUAUAAACUGGUUGGCCUAUUAGCUCAGGCUUUCUUAUUAACUAACUCUUACAUCUUACAUUAACCCAUAAUUCUAUUAGCUCAGGCUUUCUUAUUAACUAACUCUUACAUCUUAUAUUAACCCAUAAUUCUAUUAGCUCAGGCUUUCUUAUUAACUAACUCUUACAUCUUACAUUAACCCAUAAUUCUAUUAGCUCAGGCUUUCUUACUAACUAAUUCUUACAUCUUAUAUUAACCCACAAUUCUAUUAGCUCAGGGUUUCUUAUUAACUAACUCUUAUAUCUUACAUUAACCCAUAAAUCUCUCUGUGUUAGCCACGUGGCUUGGUACUUUUAUCAGUGACACAGUGUCAUCUUGCUUUCUCUGUGUUUGGGUGAUGACUGCAGACUGAGCAUUUCCUCUUUCCAGAAUUCUCCUCUUCUGGUAGCCCUGCCUACACUUCCUGCCUUGUUGCUGGCCAACCAGUAUUUUAUUAAACCAAUACAAGUGAUCAAUCUUUACAGGGUACAAGACCAUUGUCCCAUGACAGUUGAUUACUGAGAGUAAUCACUUCAAAACAAAUACUUCUAAAAAGAAAAGGAAUAAAAAAAAUCUAUGUUGAGUCAUGUUAUGAUGGCACACACCUUCAAUCUUAGCACUUGGAACUCAGAGGCAGGUGGAUCUCUGUGUGUUCAAGGCCAGCCAAGUCCACAGAGCAAAUUUCAGGACAGACAGGGCCACACAGAGAAACCCUGUCUCAAAAAAUUAUAAAAAGAAAGAGAGGGGGAAAAGGGGGAGAGAGGAAGAAAGGAAGGAAGGAAGGAAGGAAGGAAGGAAAGGAAAGAAACCCAAACACAGACCUAAUAUUUCUUGGGGGAUCAAACAUAAGUAUAGAGGACUCAGACAGCAGCGUUUCCGGAAGCCUCACCCACACUGGGUGGCACCUCUCUGGAGUUGUCAUUGAUGUCAUGUCCUGUCACUGUCAGCGUCUGUCCCGCCCCAUCAUGUGUGUCUUGCCUCCCCACCCACGGCCAGCGCUAACACUUCACUGCUUCUAAAACUGCGAUGGAGCCUUUUCAGUCUUGGCUGCACUUCCUGGGCUUGGGAGUCUUCAGUGGGAAUGUUUAAAUUGGGAAGAAAUAGCUGCAUGGCAGAACGGCUUGGGAAAGGGUAAUCAAAAGGCAAUGGUAAGAAGCCAAUGCAUUCAAUGACUUGAAGUUGAAAGUUCAAAUAGAACAAGACAAAAGAGACAGAAGUGGAGAGUGGACAGCAGUUAAGCAAAGGAAAUGCGACCAGAGGCUUUGGUGGGGGAUACCCACCUUGACAAAGGUGUGAAGUCCUAAGACAGCUUGCAGGAGCCGGUUCUCUCCUGCCACCAUGUUGUUUCUCAGGGCUUGAACUCAAACUUGUCACCAAGCAUCUCCACCCUCUGACCCAUCUCACUAGGUCUUUGCCAAAAGUUAUUAUUAUUAUAGUCAAUUUAUUCAUUUUAUAUUGUGUGUGUGUGUGUGUGUGUGUGUGUGUAUGUGUGUGUGCUCUCAGAGACCAGAGGUGUCUGAUCCCCUGGUGCUGGAGAUACAAGGGAUUGGGAACCACCUGGUGUGGGUUCCAGGAACCAAACUCGGGUCUUCUGGUAGACCAGCACAUACCCUUAACAGAGCCAUCUCUCUAGCCCUAAGCCAGAGGUCUCUGAUAAAGCUUAGAAAAACUGUGUUAGACAAAAACAAGACAGAGAGGCUGGAGGGAUCCAGGGUAAAGGCAUGGUGAUCUGGGUGUCAUGUGGUCUGCAGGAAGACCCUUACGUCCACGGGUCUCACCUCCUGUGGACACAUGGCAAAGCAGGUGUCUGUCCUGUGCUCCAAAGGCCAGCAUGCCUGUGUUUCUGGGUGUGUCCCCACCAACCAUAACAGGUGCAUCUUCAACACAGACGUGUUCAGUGCUGGAGGUGAGAAGUAUAAACACCACUGCCAGGUGCUCUGAGAUCGAGGGGAAGGGAGGCUGCUGGAUGUGUGGCCAUGCGUUUAUACACUAAACAUAAUGCAUCUGCCCUGAGCUAACUGUGGGCUGGGAGAGGACUCUGUUAUAAAAUGUUCGAUAUACAAACAUGAGGACUGAAUUCAGCCCCUGAGAUAUGAAUUGUGAGAAAGAACUGACUCCUCCAAGUUGCUCUCUGGCUACUACGUGUGUAUGUAUGCAUAACCAGGGAGGAGGAGAGGGAGAGGGAGACGGAGAAGGAGUAGGAUAGAGAGAAAAAAACAGACAUGGCAGCAGAAGUUUAUAAUCCCACCUCUGGGGAGACAAAACCAGGCUCGUUCCCUGACUUGCUGACAUGCUAGACUGCUUGGGGAGCUCCAAGUGGGGAAAGACCUCAUAUCAAAAACCAAAAUGGAGAAUACAGCCCCUGAGAAACAACACCCCAUAUUGACAUCUAGCCUACACACACACACACACACACACACACACACACACACUAUGCACACAUAUACAUGCAUACACACACAUACACAUACACACAACAGAAACUUAAUAAGCAGGCUGAUACUGUAUCUCCUCUAUCACUGGGAACACUUAGUCCAACCUGCAGACUCUCUGUCUCUCUUGAACCAUCCCAAAUAUUCCAUUUCCGGCUGUUAUUGAUUUUCAGAUCUUCUCUCUGACAACGGUAUGGAAAUGAGCCUCUCUUCACGGGCCCAGACAUGUCUUGAUCUACCUAUGUCAUCUUGGGCAAGGUCUCCCUACGUCGAAUCUUGACCUCUUCAAAAUCCCACGCAUGAUUCAGCCCCAGGGGUCUGGUGAGCUGUGUCCUCUGAUCUCCCACUGUGGAGCUGUCUUGUGCACUUUAGCUUAGUGACGGACUUCAGUUGUAAAUAUUGUUACGUUGUGCUUGCUUGAGAGGUACCGUGAUGGUAUCUUUCAGAUACCAGGGUGGAAUUCUCUGUGUUCUGUCACAAGUGGAUUCUAGGCAGAGGCUCUACUUCUGAGCCACACCCCCAGCUCCUCACUGGGGGAUUCUAGGCAGGGGCUCCAUCCCUGAGCCACACACCCAGCCCCUAACUUGAGCUGAACCUGAAUUUAUUCAUAAAUUUUCAUCCCCUUCCUAGUGAGACUCCAGUGGGGGAGGGGGAGGGCCUCCACCGAACAGUUGCAGUAUGAUGUAAAAUUAUCCCACUGGGACCCUUUACCAAAUCACCUGCACUUCCCUAGACAGUGAUGCACUCUGGGAGGAUGGGGGCAUCAAAUGUGUCAACAACCUCAGAUUUUACACUCGUGGGGCUCUUCAGUCACACAGGACCUCAUCUCAUCCUCUUCUUCCUCGUGGCCACCAUGUUCACCACAGGACUGCUAGGCAACACCAUACUGAUUUUCCUGAUCGCCACAGACUCCAGACUCCACAUACCCAUGUACUUCCUGCUCAGCCAGCUCUCACUUCUGGAUAUUGGCUUCCCACUGGUCACCAUCCCCAAGAUGGUGGCUGACUUCCUGCAGGAAAGAAACGCCAUAACCUUCGGGGGAUGCGCCACCCAGAUGUUCUUCCUCAUGCUCAUGGGUGUCUCUGAGGGCGUCCUUCUUUCCUUCAUGUCUUAUGACCGCUACGUGGCUGUGUGCCACCCCCUGCAUUACCAGGUGCUCAUGCGAGGCCAGGUGUGUCUGGUGAUGGUGGGCGCAUCCUGGUUCUCAGGUGAGCUUGUGGCCUCCACCCUGACCUCCAUCACCCUGAGGUUCCCCUACUGUGCCUCACACACGGUGGAUCACUUCUUCUGUGAGCUUCCAGCUCUCCUCAAGCUGUCAUGCGCAGACACAUCCGCCUAUGAGUUGGCACUAUCCAUCUCCGGGGUGCUGAUCUUACUGUUGCCCCUGUCUCUCGUCUUUACCUCCUACGGCCAUGUUCUGGGGGCUGUGCUGCGCAUGCACUCAGCCGAAGCUAGACACAAGGCUUUCACCACAUGCUCGUCACACAUGGCUGUAGUGGGUCUAUUUUACGGGGCAGCCGUGUUCAUGUACAUGGUCCCGGGCAGCUACCACAGCCCACAACAGGACAACAUGGUAUCCCUCUUCUACAGCCUCAUCACACCCACCCUCAACCCCCUCAUCUACAGCCUGAGGAACAGAGAAGUCCGAAUGGCCUUCGUCAAGGCCAUGGGCAGAGCAGACUUCAGGGUGAAGCAGUGACGUUCUGGGGUGCUGGUUUUCCCAGGAGUCCUUCUGUAAGGCUGGAUACAUGCGUGGUUUACUGCAACUGGCCAGCUGCCUCCUCCAGGGUGCACUUCUCCCUUCUGUGUGAAAACUAGAAGUUACACUCCAGCUCGGGGUGCAUGCCUGUCAUCCCUGCACUCCCAUACAAGGGCGCCAAGGCAGUUGUACCCCAGCUCGGGGUGCAUGCCUGUCAUCCCUGCACUAGUACAGGGGCGCCAAGGCAGUUGUACCCCUGCUCAGGUGCAUGCCUCUCAUCCCUGUACUCCCGUAUAGGGGCGCCAAGGCAGUUACACUCCAGCUCGGGUGCAUGCCUGUCAUCCCUGCGCUCCCGUACAAGGGCGCCAAAGCAGUUGUACCCCAGCUCAGGUGCAUGCCUGUCAUCCCUGCACUAGUACAGGGGCGCCAAGGCAGUUGUUCUUCAGCUCGGGGUGCAUGCAUGUCAUCCCUGCACUGGUACAGGGGCGCUAAGACAGGAAGGGCACCUCAAGUUUCUGCCAUCAUGGGACACAUAGCAAGAAGCUGCCUCAAAAAAUACAUUUAGUCAGGCAGUGGGGGCACAUACCUUUAAUUUCAGCACUCAGAAAACAAAGGCAGGUGGAUCUCUGUGAGUUCAAGGCCAGCCUGGUCUACAGAGUGAGUUCCAGAACAACCAGGACUACCCUGAGAAAUCCUCUCUCAAAAAAAAAAUGAUAAUAAUAGUAAUAAUAAUGCAUGAAGGGGAAAGCGGGUGAGUUGGCCGUUUGGAGCACCUGCUGGUCCUGUCAGGACCUGUGUUGGGUUCCCAGCACCCACUUCACACACACAGCCAUCUGUAACACCAGCUCCAGGAGAUCUAAUUCUCCUCCGGCCUCCUUGGGCAGAUAUAGCACACAGAUAUGGCACAUAGACACAUAAUAAAUGUUUUGUAAAUUAUUUAAGUAGGAGCGCAGGUGUAUUAGGCUGUGCAUGGUGAAACACUGUUGUGAGGAGCAGCGGGCUGGUCUGGAUAUUGCCUCCACCUCUCUCCAAUUUCAAAAUGGAGGACGUACCAUUUUUUUUUGCUAGCUCUGGGGUCACCAGGUAGGAGCCUCACUCAGCACUUUAACUCUGAGACUGAGUGUGCGGCACAGAAACUCUUUUCAUCCAAGUCACAGCCAAAUCUGACAGGCAGAGCACUGCGCAGCACGGAAACACCUCUCUGUAUGGCGGCAGGAAUCCGCCAUGCUCUUCCGCCUGCCUAAGCCUGAUGCAGGCGGGGAGCGCUGAGCCAUUGACAUGGUCUCAGAGUUCUUUCUUUCCCAUCCUGAGUGGGAACACAAACAUCCAGUCCCUUAAAGGCCAUUGAUAUGCUUUAAAGCCGGAGUCCUUGCUGGCGGCACAGCCCAGGAAGCUGCAUUUUAAAACCGCAGCUUUUUUCCUGUUAUGGCUACUGAGUCAGAGAAAUUUCUCUACAGCACACCCUAGCAAACAGCAAAAAGCUGUGUUAAGCUCUCUCAGGUUUUACAUGGAGUUUGUUACCACGUUGGGCACCACUCUGUAGUGAAAGGAAGCAGCGGGCUGUGGCUGGUUCCCACACGGCUAGCUUUACCGGAAAUAAUUACAUGGAAACUGUAUUCUUUUAAAUACUGCCUGGCCCGUUAUCUGUAGCCUCUUAUUGGCUAAUUCUCACAUCUUGAUUAACCCAUUUCUAUUAAUCAGUGUAGCACCAUGAGGUGGUGGCCUACCUGGAAGGAUCUUAACCUGCGUCCAUCUUGGAGAGGAGAGCUAUAGCAUCUGCCUCACUUCCCUUCUUCCCAGCAUUUUGUUCUGUCUACUCCACCCGCCUAUGUUCCGAUCUAUCAGGUCAAGCAGUUUCUUUAUUAAUUAACCAAUGAAAGCAACAGAUAGACAGAUGACCCUCCUCCAUCAAAACACCUGUCACCCCAGCACUGGAGAGUUUGAGGCAGGAGGAUUGAGAUUUCACAGUCAGCCUGAAGAAAUGGCUGCAGCCCUGAAGUACUUGCCACAUAAGCAGAAUGAUGUGAGUUCAGAUCCCCAGAGCCCACACAAAUGCUGGGUGGUUGUGAUAGCCCACCUCUAAUCCAGCCUCCAAAGGCAGAGAUGAGAUUCCCCAGAGCAAGCUGGCUAGACAGACUAGCCACAUCGGUGAUCUAGAAUAAGGUGGAGGAGUGGAAGAGGAAUCCUAACAUCACCCCAGGCCUCCACAUGUGCACACACACAUACAUACAUGCAAAGAUGCAUACACACAUACAUGCCACACAUGAAAAAUAAUGGUAAAUACAAAUUAAAAAGCCGCUGGGCAGUGGUGGCGCACGCCUUUAAUCCCAGCACUCGGGAGGCAGAGGCAGGUAGAUCUCUGUGAGUUCGAGGCCAGCCUGGUCGACAGGCUCCAAAUUUACAGAGAAACCAGGUCUCAAAAAAACCAACCAAACAAACAAAAAAAUAAAUAAAUUAAAAAGCCAUCCAAGGUUAUUCUCUGGUACAUAUUGAGUUGAGGCAAACCUGGACUAUUCCAGAAAAGAACCAUUAACAGAUGUGGCCCUUCAACCUUGUAUUCACAGAACCACAGAGCAAAAUAAACCUCUUUUCCUUAUAACUUAUCAGUCUACAGCACUGUGUUAUAGCCACAGAAAGUGAACAGCGACAGCUCUAAUAGUCAACCUGUCUCACCCAUGACUAACAUUUCUACAGUUGGGCAGGGAUUGUUGUCUGGUGAUUUCCUCCAAACUCCCAGAGGAAGGAUGAAGGUUCGUAUUAUAUAUGAAGGAAAUAAACAAAACUUACAAGUCUCAGGAAACUCAUCAAAUUUACAGGAUUUGCAAGGCCCCUCCUCGAGGCUAUGAAGCAGUAAGAACUUCUAGGGUGGGGACGAUGAGAUGAAGCUGUCUGCAAGUGGCACAGCUUUUGUGAUUCGACCACCAUCCUGGGGUGAACUUUGGGAGCUCCCUUGAGUCACCCAUUCUCUCUAGGUGACCCCAAUAAACGCAUUGGUGCCCUGAACUAGAUUGGGUAGAGUGAUUUCUUUGGUCUGCGAUCAGUGUCUAUCAAGAGGGAACAAACCUUUCUCUCUUCAUUUCUCUCUAGGAAAGUCACAGGGCAUGGUGCACAUGCCUUUGAUCCCAGCAAUCUCCAGAGAAAGAAGCAGGUGUGUACCUGUGAGUUUGAGGCCAGCCCUGUCUACUUAGUGAGUUCCAGGCCAGCGAGGUCUACACAGUGAAAUCCUGUCACCAAGAAGGAGGAGGAGAAGGAAGAAAAAAGAGAAGGAAGAAGAAAAAAGAGGAGAUGGAAAAAGAAAAGAAGAAGCAGGAGGAGGGGGAGGAGAAGGAGGAGAAGGAGAAAAAGGAAAGAAGUCAUCGCAGGCCAGGACUCCUGGAUCCAACGUCUAAAAUCCACAAAGAACAGCCAACAAGACUGUGAAACUUCCAGCCUCUGCUGACCUUGGCAGUAAUUUUGCUUAGGUAAGAUUUUACCUUAGUAAAAGACAGUCACUCAGGGUAACCUUCACUAGCCAGGCCACAUACGAAUUACUCUGCUGUUUUGAUAGUGAUCGAGCUGAGUGGGGGAAUGAGAACUCAUCAGGGCUAUCAGCUCUGUCACUAAUUGAUGCUGCCAUUUGUUUCUUUGUUUGUUUUUCAAGUCAGGGUUUCUGUGUAGCCCUAGGUGUCCUGGAAACCACUCUGUAGGCCAGGCUGGCCUCUCCUUCCUGAGUGCUGGGAUAUAGACAUGCGCCACCACUACCUAGUGAUGCUGCCAUUUUUAAGCUUCUGUUAUCACUCACAGGAGACCCAAGGCUUAAGUAAGAUUGCUCAACUCAGGAUUUCAAGUGAAAGUGUCUGUACUGCUAUUAGUGGCUUACAGAGGCUUGAUUUGUGAGCCACAGCCCAGUCACUCACUGGGGGUUCUAGGCAGGGGCUCUACCCCUGAGCUAUAUUCCCACUUCUCCUGUUUCUUUUUCUUUUGGAACAAGGCCUAUCCUUGAAUUCACUCUGUUUUGUGAUUCUUCUGCCUCAGCCUCCCAGAAAACUGUGAUAACAUGUCUGCAUCACCAUGCCUACAAAAGGUCAGAGUGUCUUGACCGUCAGUGGUGGAGUGUUUGUACACAUUAGCAAAUCUUAACAGUCAGACUAAAUAGGUUUGUUUUUAAAUUACUUAUUUAUUACUAGUAAUGUAUUUAGCUAUUGUGCCUGUGGUCAGAGAACAACGUUCGGCAGUCAGGUGUUCUGCCAUGUUGAUCCCAGGGAUCAAAAUCAAGUCAGCCUUGAUGGCCAGCCUCUGCCCAGCAUGUCCCCUCACCAGCCCUAAAUUUGUUCUUACGUCCUCAGUGUCCUCAAAGAUGAGCAUCCACAAGACACACGGUGUCCUGGUCACUUUGCUCAGCUUGACCCUAGCUAGAGUUAUCUGAGAAGAGGGAACCACAGCUGAGAAAAUGCCUCUGGAUGAGCUUGUGGGCAAGCCUGAGGCACAUUUUCUUGAUUGAUGUGUAGGGACAACGUCAGUCCUGGGCUGGUGGUCCUGAGUUCUAUAAGAAAGCAGACUGAGCAAGCCAUGGGGAACAAAGCAGUAAGCAGCACCCUCCAUGGUCUCUGCUUCAGCUCCUGCCUCCAGAUUCCUGCCUUGCUUGAGUGAGUUUCUGCCUUGGCUUCCUUCAAUGGUCUGUGAUUCAGGAUGUGUAGUGAUAAGAGCGGCGGGGCUGUGUCCCCGGCACCCGGCCGCCCACAUGGCUAUCUUAUGCCCGAAAUAAUUACACGGAAACUGUAUUCUUUUAAACACUGCCUGGCCUGUUAUCUGUAGCCUCUUAUUGGCUAGCUCUUACAUAUUAAUCUAACCCAUUUCUAAUAAUCUGUGUAGCCCACGAGGUGGCUUUCCAGAGAAGAUCUUA